AUGGCCCCCGCCGCGGGCGCGCUGCUCUGGGCCCUGCUGCUGAGUCUGGGGACCCGGGCGGCGGCGGGGGCCCAGGGCCUGACCUCAGCCGGGGUGCAGCCAGUCAGUUUCCGCUCCAGGGGCCAGAUGACCCGCAACUACCGGUCCUCCCCCAGGACCGGUUUUCCCCCGAAGAGAAGGGUAAUAAUGGAGGACGAAGAUGACGUCGUGGCCACUGCCGACCGCCUGGCCGGCCCCGCCGUUAACGAGCUCCUGGCCUCCACGGUGUCCUCGGACAUCAACAGGUUGCGUUCGUGGGAGCAAGAUGAGGAUGGGUCUUUGGAGGAGGGGGUUGUGAUUAACGCCAAUAAGAAUAACAGCGAUUCAGAGAUUGCCAAUAGAUUUCUCGUUAGUACUACAAAGAAGAGGCUCAGCUCAAGGUUUAAAGCCAAUAUCCAGGAGCCAGAAUACAGGCUGGCCACGAGCCUGCCGCCCCGCACCUGGAAAUCUGCCGAUCCUGUGGAGCAUCCGCUGCUGCCGGACACCACCAGCCUGACCCAGUGGUCAACAGCAGGAUCCACGCCCAGGCGCUGGUCACGACACUCAACCACAGCCAUGCCACCUCCUGAGGACCUGCGGCUGGUGCUGAUGCCCUGGGGCCCGUGGCACUGCCACUGCAAGUCGGGCACCAUGAGCCGGACCCGGGCCGGGAGGCUGCAGGGCCUUUCUGGGCGCCUUCGAGUUGGGGCACUGAGCCAAGUCCGAACAGAGCACCGGCCUUGCACCUACCAUCAAUGUCACUGUGAUCGCCGCAGUGAGGAGUGCCCCCUGGACUCCAGCCUCUGUUCUGAGACCAGCUGCCUCACUGAAGAAAUGGGGGUUUAUAAAGCUAGUAAGUGGCAGUCACAGCAGGAUUUAAACCAGGUUUGA
This is a messenger RNA of Miniopterus natalensis, 909 nucleotides long. Lineage: Eukaryota; Metazoa; Chordata; Mammalia; Chiroptera; Miniopteridae. The record is from RefSeq and is a predicted model, not a curated record.